AUGACUCAAACUGCCAAGCCGCCACUCAGGAACUCGGACUUCGGCCCCGGUGGACUACUGACCCAUCUUCCGACCUACAAAGUUGUGAUAUGCAAGGACUGUCGUUUUGCCAUCCAGCCCAGUGCCUUCUCGAGCCAUCUCCAGAACCACCACAUCUUACGCUCCGAGCGCCGUUGCAUACUGGAUCAGCUGUCCUCUCUUUGCCUGUCACCACCCGACCGUGUCGGUAUUCCGGCCGGUGACGCGCGACGGAUUGCGGACCUGCCCGUCCUGUCCGGCUUCAGGUGCGAGACGGCCGGCUGCAGCUAUGCCUGCACAUCUGUCAAGCGCAUGUGCCAGCACUGGAGCGAGGUCCACCACGAGCCCAACUCGAAAGCCAUCAGAUACCGUGAAGCCAGGCUGCAGACGUUCUUCAGGGGGAACAAGAUCCGCUACUUCGAAGUCGAGGGCCCGAAAGACGCGCAAUUCCAAACGCGGAAACAGAGCCAGCUGGGCGUCAAGAAGCCCGACGUGUUCUCGUUGCCAGAAGGCUCUUCCGACAAGGCUCUUGAUGAGAUACAAGCCCCGCCUUUGGAUCAUGAAUCCCUUCUUUACAUGCAUCACUACACAAGACACUCGGGCUUGUUUCUCAACAGAGGAAACGAGAGCACCGUCUUCUGGGUAGACACCAUGGUCUUAGAAGCCUACAAGCAUCCGUUCCUGAUGUACGGCCUCCUCUGCAUUUCCGCCAUCGACAAGGCACGUGGAACCACAAGCCACACCGAGCGGCGCGACCACGUGCGCGCGUCUGCCUCGUACUGCGCCGGCGCAAUAGCAGGCUACCGUGCCACUGUUGCGUGCCCCACGAGCGCCAACAGUACCGCAUUGGUAGCGUGCAGCCGUCUUCUCGGGCAGCAAGAGGUAGUCAGCGACCUGAUCAAGUCUCAGGAGACCGACGACGACGAUUUCGCCAUACAAGACAUGUUGCGCCAUCUCGUGCUUCUCCGCGGCUGCACCGACCUCAUGAUCCAGCUGCAGCCCAUCCUACCCCCCGGCUCGCCUUUCCGUCUGCCCGAACAGGUCAUACUGGGGCUCAGACAGAUCGAAGACAGCGACGAUACGACCGCGGCAGUUUUGGACCAGGGCUGCAUACCCGCCGACAAGUGGCUGGUCCUCACUACGCUUGAACCCAAGAUGGAGAAUCUUGGGUUCCUGCCAGAGCGUGAGGUCCCCAUGAUACGCCGUGCUAUGAACUCGCUAGUACGUGCGGCGUCGCACGCGUACGCAGCGAAAGAAGACGAGUUCGGCUGGGCCAGCUGGAACGCCGUAGAGGGCUGGCUCCGCUCCCCUGUCGUCGCAGAAGAGCUUCUGCCUGCCAUGAGCGGGGGUCGUCCCGCGGCGUUUGUCGUGUUCAUCUCCUGGGUCAUGGUCUUACUCCGGAGACUCGAGAGCGCCUAUGAUUGGAUGACCGGCCUGUCUAAUUGGUUUGUUCGCGUCGCGCUCAAGGUCGCGCAGAGCUCUGGAUUGACAUCCCUCGUGCGGGAGAUAUAUGCGGUUGACUGA
Messenger RNA from Anthostomella pinea, 1542 nucleotides. The record is from the annotation of a GenBank genome assembly. NCBI's taxonomy places the organism in Eukaryota, Fungi, Ascomycota, Sordariomycetes, Xylariales, Xylariaceae.